Messenger RNA from Diachasma alloeum, 3157 nucleotides. RefSeq lists its product as uncharacterized. Lineage: Eukaryota; Metazoa; Arthropoda; Insecta; Hymenoptera; Braconidae. The record is from RefSeq and is a predicted model, not a curated record. The transcript is spliced from 8 exons. Bases 836 to 3064 code for a protein of 742 amino acids.
AAGACGAGAGAACUUUCCCUGCUCCAGUGAAAAAUGUCAAAAGCUCGAGUGCAUAUGACACAUGGUACCAGGUACCUGUGUUUAUUGCGAAUGGCAAAGAAAAAACAUGAGAAGCAAGGAUCGUUGACAAUGACAGUUAGUCUAGCAGCAGGUGGAUCGUUGGGUCAAUAAUAGACCGCUCGAGGCAAAUAGAGCGCAACAGAGCGGGAAUUGACGCAUCAUCACAGAGGUUUUAAGGGAUGAUGGUGACACUCCAUUUCCGGGGUUAACCAAUAUAAAAGCAGUCACGCCCGUUACGUGUCAACGCUCCAAUAUCACAAAAUAGCAGUAUAGCUCUAUUAAUUAUUAAAAAAACAUGUCAAUGCAUCAUGAAAAAUGUUCAAGAUUUUUCAUUAAUCAUUUAUUUCUGUAUCAGUCAAAUCGGAGUAAUUCUCAUGUACUACUAAUUUUUUUAUUGAGUCUAUUGAUUAGUUUUAUUUUGUUUUGUUUUUGAAUUUUUUUUACAUUUGCAACAUCAUGACGGUCGUGGCGACAGCUGGUUUAGGAGUCAGAUGCCCUUGAUACAGGCUCGUUCGUUCACCAAGGUCACUACGAGAGGAUUUUGUCCGAUUUGUAAAUGACGGAAUUCAGCGGACAAUAGUUUACAAAUAAGUGACGUAUGCCAUUGUGAAUUGUUUGUAUUUAUCUUAUUCAUUUUUUUUCUUCUCCUACUAAUAACAAAAUUAUCACAUUGUCAUAAUAACUCUACUCAACUCAAAGUUGCUAUCGUUUGUGAGGAUUAAAAAAGAGAUAGUAGUGAUAAAAAAGUAUACUGGUCACAGAUCUAUGAGUAGCAAUGAGUGAAGCAAUGAAAAAGAGUAAGACACAAAUGAUGAGAACAAAAAAGAAGAGAAGAAAGAAGGAUCUCGAUCAAGUAAGACGUCAGGUACUGAAUACAAGGAAAAAAUGGAGACAAAGAUGUUAUGGAGAAACGGGAUUAAAUUUUAAAGUGGAAAAUUCGUUGAGAAAAACACUGAACCAAUUUGCUCCGACAAGACAGAACAAUGAUGAUGAGACAAAUGGUAUAACAAAAAAUGAUGGAGAAGAAAUAAGACAAAGAACUUUGUGUGAUCGACUCCUUCCUCAACCGUCUAUUGGAAUUUAUCGAAAUGCUAUUAGUGGUAAACAAGUGCAAAAAAAAAUUGCUAUGUCUGAAAAAAAUGGAAGACAACAGCCCGGUGAUGUUGUAAAGCUCCUUAACGGUGAUGGAUAUUUAUUAAAAAAAUUUGAGGGCGUAAGAGUUUGCGAUGAAAAUCAAUUGGACAGCCUGAAGACAACUAGAGAGAGCUCUCACUGGAUCACGACAAUUGGUGACAAAUGCAAACGCAAAUCAAUUGAUGAAGAGCAAGAAGAUCAACAGGUUAUUAACAUCAGAAUGAAUACAAGUUGUGAUACAAAAAGCAACAAAUCAAAGUCAAGAAAUUUUCCAUCAAAGGAGUCGUGGCGAGUAACACCAACUAGAAGUGAUAUAGAAAAUAAUCAAUCAGAGAGGCUGGAGCAUUUGACAGGUGAGAAAAAUUCAGAAAUCCAGUCAGUGAGACGCUGGCGCUGGUCACCUGUAACCUGUUUUGAAGAAUUUUGUGCACAACUCUGCAUUGAACGUUUUGUAAACUGUCCUCUAGAUUACUUUCCAGCUCCUGGAGAGAAAAUUGCAAUAUUUCUGAGAGAUACAUACGCAGAGUCCAAUCAUUCUAAUUGUGAUUUUUACGUAUUAUGCAAAGAGUCAGAGAAGAAGAGUCCUAUAGCCAAUUGCGUAGAACAAAGGAAAUCGACAGCCAGAGAUUUUUCAUACACAUCCUAUUCAGCAAUUGAUGAUGAAAGCCAAGAAUGGAGUAGGAAUUAUGAGAUGGCACAUGAUCGGUCUACUUACAGAUAUGAAAAUGGAAAUGAAAAAAUAUCGAAAAAGAGAAACAAUUUAACAUAUUUUACUGAAAUUUCAAAUGAUUUUGUACAACAGAAUCCUGAGAAAAUGAAAUCAUCAGUUAAAUGUCAUGACAAUCUAGAUGCGGUGAAUCAUAAUACAUCACAUCAAGCCAUUCCUUUGUUUAGUGAGAAAUUUAAUAAACACGCACCAGUCCUUCCAUCGAUGGCCGAUUCACAAAUAAAUCAAUCACUCAAUAAUAUACAUGACAAAUAUGAUAUGAUCCAAACACCAAGUGUUAUAUUUCGUUUAAUUCGCCAUGAUAAAUUUCUCAAUGUGAAAAGUAAGAAUUACGAAAACAUUGGGAUAGACAAAGAUAUAUUUCAGGAUACGGCUGAUACAUUUUAUAAUUAUGAUUCUCAUCAUUAUCAACACUCAUAUGAGAAUGAUGAAUGUCUGGUGGAAAAUAAAUUGAAGGACAGGUCAGAAAAGUUGAAAGGAUUGGUGAGGUUUUCAGAGAGUAAUGCUCCUCGAGAAUCAAUUAGUAGAUUGCCAUUACAUUUCAAAUCAAAUGGCAUCAACGAAUGGCAGCAUAAGACAUUAUUAUAUAAUAAAAAAACUGAUUGUUUUUUUAAAAGCAAUGCUAGUGCAAAAGAGGAUGCUGUUGCUAGUGACUUGAAAGUUUUGCCCUCCCAUGAUGAUUAUUAUUUCAAUCAAGCCAAUCAACGAAAUGAAAAUAAAAAAGUGAAAAAACAAUCAAAAGAGAUGCAGCAACCAAUCAAGUAUUUUGCAGUUGAGAAUAAGUAUGAUAUUAGGAAUUGUCCUCGGCGUAUUGCAGUUUAUCCGCAUAAAUAUCCAUACAACAGUGAGGGAGCUCCAUUUAGUGCAACUACACCUUCGUUAUUAGUAGCUGAUCCACUUAUUUUAUUUAAUCCAGAGAAAAGAAAACACAAAAUGGAAUGUGACACUGUAAAUUCAAGAAAAGGCCGAGAUAAACCAUCAGAACUAUGGAACACAAAACAAUGGAUCAAUACUCCAUUUCAAAAUGAUCUUUCGUCUUCAAAUUAUUAUAAAAAUUACCGGAGUGAUACUGAUAGACCACUGCUGAAUCAUGCUACACAUCGCCAAUUCCUCUUCGAUAAUAUCAAUAAUUAUUACUAUUAGUUUGAUUUUACAAUUUUUAUAUAAAUAUUUCUAUUAUUAUGUGAUAUAUUUCAUUAGUAAAUAUAAAUGGACUGAGAUUAAGGCAUUUAUUUU